This is a messenger RNA of Rhopalosiphum maidis (corn leaf aphid), 2381 nucleotides long. RefSeq names its product glycine receptor subunit beta-type 4-like. NCBI's taxonomy places the organism in Eukaryota, Metazoa, Arthropoda, Insecta, Hemiptera, Aphididae. The transcript has 10 exons. The record is from RefSeq and is a predicted model, not a curated record. Gene Ontology annotation, cellular component: synapse; neuron projection; membrane. Gene Ontology annotation, biological process: chloride transmembrane transport; chemical synaptic transmission; signal transduction. Gene Ontology annotation, molecular function: transmembrane signaling receptor activity; extracellular ligand-gated monoatomic ion channel activity; neurotransmitter receptor activity. The coding region runs from base 67 to 1320 and encodes 417 amino acids.
UCGUCAGACGGUCGCGGACGCGAGGGAUUGUCGGCGGCCAAAUUUAUCGUCCUUACGCGCGCCGCGAUGGUUCCGUUUGUGGUCCUGGCCGUCAUCUGCUCGGCGUACCUGUUUGCCAUCGGCCCGGGUUCCUCGUACGGUGCAAAAAUGAAUCAUCUCCAGAUACUAGACAGCCUGCUGAAGAAAAACUACGACAGACGAGCAACGCCGACGAACCACCUGAAUAAUGCUACUACUGUUCAUUGCGAGUUGUACAUCCGGAGUUUUGGAUCCAUUAGCCCAGUUACUAUGGAUUACGAGGUAGACCUGUACUUACGACAAAAGUGGCAAGAUGCAAGAUUACAACAUAAAGAUAUAACGGAAUCACUAGAUCUAAAUGAUCCAAAUUUAGUUAAAGCCAUCUGGAAACCUGAAGUUUACUUUCCAAAUGCAAAACAUGCAGAAUUCCAAUUUGUCACUGUACCCAACGUGUUGAUACGCAUCAAACCUGAUGGAGAUAUACUUUAUAUGCUCAGAUUGAAGUUGACAUUUUCAUGUAUGAUGGACUUGUCUAAAUUUCCGUUGGAUAACCAAAUUUGCACGAUGGAAGUGGCCAGUUUUUCAAAAACUAUUGAAGAACUUCGAUUGGAAUGGAAAAAUACAGAUCCUGUACUAAUGGCCAAAGGAUUGAGAAUGCCACAAUUUGAAAUUGUAAAUAUCGUGCCUUCCGACUGUCAAGAAUCUUUUCAAAUAGGCAAUUACAGUUGUCUAGUUGCCCAGUUCUAUCUAAGCCGUAGCGUGGGCUUCCAUUUGGUUCAGAGUUACCUGCCUACCAUGCUGAUUGUAGUUAUCUCAUGGGUGUCAUUUUGGAUGGACGUCGACUCCGUACCGGGCCGGACCACACUGGGAGUGACGACUCUGCUAGCUGUCGGUUCUCAAUCUUCGGGUAUCCAAAGUGGUCUACCGCAAGUCAGCUACGUCAAGGCCAUAGACGUGUGGAUGGGCACGUGUACAGCGUUCGUGUUUUGCGCAUUGCUAGAAUUCACGGUGGUUAACUAUAUGUGGAGAAAACUGAGACCAGACAUAUUAAGAAACAUAUUAACGGAACCGGUGAACGGUGGCACCGCGGGCCCAAAACCGUACGACGAAAAUCUACCCUCAUCACCGGUUAUACCAGUCAGCGUGGUCAAGAAAAUUUUACAGCAAGAGUGUGCCUACUCUACGUCCGCAGAAACUAACACAGUGCUGGCGAGAAAAAUCGACGAAUACUCCAGACUACUGUUCCCGGUCGCGUUCAUAGCGUUCAACGCGCUGUACUGGCCGUAUUAUUUACAAAACUAAACCGUCCCCGCGCCGCCACCGACGCCACAUCAACACCGGAAACACAGAAUACACACGACCCGACCGCGUAAAAUAAAAACGCGCCUAUAAAUAAAUAUAUAUAUACCACUCCACGUGACAUCUCCCAGUUACACUCGCGUAAUAACUAUUUAUUACAUAUUAAAAUAGACAUAAUAUUAUAAUAUUCAAAACGUUAUCAUCACCGCGGCCGCCCUCCUCCGUGCGUUUUCCCCCAACGAAAUCUUACCCAGAAAAAAAAAUAAUUAAACGGGCCGCGCCACUUCGAGUACGCACAUACGAGCCAGCCUCGCCGCGGGUACUUACACGACCUACGGAAAGUCGAUAUAUCUUGCUACAGUGUAAUGAUACAUGAUAUUGUUAUCUGCCGCAUGACACAAUAUCGACAAGCGCGUCACGUAAGCGUCGGCGUCGUCAUCGUCGGGUGAUAAAGAAGACGUUUUGUCCUUACGAAAAAUUUCGGCAUCCGGCCCGGCUCGUAGGUUUUUUUUUUUUUAACGUUUGAAUUCUUGUUUUCUACUUGACAAAGGCGACAGACGUUUACCGAUAACCCUUUCGCUACACAUCAUCGCCUCGAUCCGCUCAACCGAUCGCGUGGUUCUCGCGCUACAGACAUAUUAUAUUAUAUUAUAUUAUAUUAUAUGAUAUUUAUACACGUACAAACCACGCGACAUCUGCAAUUUUAUACAACGCAGUCCACAAACAUAUUUUAAUAAUGCAUAUUUUAUUCAAAUAAUGAUUUUUUUUUUUUAUAUAUAUAUAUUUUCUAGUGUUUAAUAAGGACAAUAUUUUCAAAUAUUUAGAUUUAGAGGAGAAUUGUAACUAUUUUUUUUUUUAAACUCGGAUUUACCUUUUUAAUGUUAACUAUUAAAAGGGUGAUUUUGUUGUGUCAUCAUAAUCAUAAAUAGAAGAAAUUCAAACUAGGUUAACUUAUUAUCUACACUAAGAAUAAAAUAUAUAGGUUUAGAAGAUUGGGUCUAAUAUAUAUAUUUAAAUUAAUCCAUUAACAUUUUAUAUAAUUUGUUAUAAUUCUCCGAGCCUAA